AUGUCUAAUCCUCGCUCAUUUUCUAUCCAUGGCAAAGGACUGAAGCUCAACACUCGAGCUGAUAUCGAACCCCAUCUCAAAAAAUUGCGAGAAAUGAAGGAUGUGGAGGAGGUUCACUUUGGUGGUAAUACAUUGGGUGUGGAAGCUAGCGAAGCGUUAGCAGAGGUCCUUUCUGGGCUGAAAUCUUUGAAGAUCGCAGACUUCGCUGAUGUCUUCACUGGACGGCUGAUCACCGAGAUCCCACAAGCUCUAGCUGCGAUCUGUAACUCCCUUAAAGACCUCACCUCCCUCAUCGAACUGGAUUUGAGCGACAAUGCAUUUGGUGGACGCUCCUCAGACCCCAUCGUACCCUUCCUCACGCAAAAUCGGACUUUCCAAAUCUUAAAACUCAAUAACAACGGUCUCGGUCCAUCGGGUGGAGGAAUCAUCGCCAAUGCCCUACUCGAAUCUGCUAGACUCAGUAAGGCGGAAGGGAAAGCAUCCAACCUACGGACCAUCAUUUGCGGUCGAAACAGACUUCAAGAUGAAUCGGCAUUGUUGUUCGCAAAGGCAUUUGCUGCACAUGGGAAUUUCGUCGACGUCAGGAUGCCGCAAAAUGGGAUUCGCAUGGAUGGUAUCGCGGCUCUGGCACGGGGAUUAGCUGCCAACUCGAGAUUGGAGAGCCUGGACCUUCAGGAUAACUGUGCGAAAGGAGCGGGAACUCGUGCACUUGCCAAAGCGCUAGCAUCGUGGCCUGAGUUGAAGACGCUGAACUUGUCGGAGUGUUUACUUGGUGGACGGGCUGGGAUUGCAUUAGCUCUGGCUUUGCGCAACGGAUCAAAUCCGAAACUCGAAACACUCAAGCUUCAAUUGGGCGAGCUCGACCAUCGAUCGCUGAGCAUUUUGGCUAAGGCAAUACAUGAUCAUGGUUCCGAGAUAACGUUAUUGGAGCUCAACGCAAACCGUGCGGAUCCCGAGGACCAGUGCAUUCAAGAUAUCAAGGCUGCGCUCGCUGUUCACGGGCACGAGGACGCUUUGGAUGAACUUGACGAGAUGGAAGAGUUUGAGGAGGAUGAAGAAAAUGAAGAAGAAGCGAAGGAGGCGGAAGAGGAAGAGGAGCAAGAAGAAAAGAAAGAGCCUGUCGUCAAGGAUGACAAGGAAGCGGAGGAACUGGCUGAGCUCAUGGCGAAUACUUCUCUUGAAGUUAAAGCAUGA
Messenger RNA from Fomitiporia mediterranea MF3/22, 1194 nucleotides. Its product is annotated as Ran GTPase activator. The coding region runs from base 1 to 1194 and encodes 397 amino acids. Gene Ontology annotation, molecular function: small GTPase binding; GTPase activator activity. The transcript has 2 exons. Gene Ontology annotation, biological process: nucleocytoplasmic transport; activation of GTPase activity. The record is from RefSeq and is a predicted model, not a curated record. Gene Ontology annotation, cellular component: nucleus; cytosol; perinuclear region of cytoplasm. NCBI's taxonomy places the organism in Eukaryota, Fungi, Basidiomycota, Agaricomycetes, Hymenochaetales, Hymenochaetaceae.